AUGCACUGCGCCCCAUGCUCUGCACCCUAUGCUCUGCGCCCUAUGCUCUGGGGGGUGGCGCACAACAUAGCGGAGUGCAUGGCAGCACUCUCCGCCGCGCCCUUCCUCAUCUCCGCUGUGGGGGAUGACGGUGCAGGCAGGUCGCACUGCUGCAGGCAGGUCGCAAUGCUGCUCUGCUCUGCUCCCCAUCUGUUCCUCCCCAUCUGUUCCUCCCCAUCUGUUCGUCCCCAUCUGUUCCUCCCCAUCUGUUCCUCCCCAUCUGUUCCUCCACAUCUCUGUUCCUCCCCAUCUAUUCCUCCCCAUCUGUUCCUCCCCAUCUGUUCCUCCCCAUCUGUCCCAUCCCUUCCUCCCCAUCUGUCCCAUCCCUUCGGAAGGAAUGAGGGAGGAAGGACGGGUGGAGAUGGUGAGAUGGGGAGAGGGGAAGAGCGGAAGACGAGGGGAAGUGCGAGUGACUGGGAGGCAAGCCCAACGACGGGACACGCGGGCGAUGAGGGGAGGCAAGGGCGGCGAGGGUCGGCACGGGUGAUGAGGGGAAGCGCGAGCGACGAGAGGGAAUGUCGGUGA
Molecule: messenger RNA, 564 nt
Organism: Closterium sp. NIES-65
Lineage: Eukaryota; Viridiplantae; Streptophyta; Zygnematophyceae; Desmidiales; Closteriaceae
Source: the annotation of a GenBank genome assembly